Messenger RNA from Cherax quadricarinatus, 1811 nucleotides. The record is from RefSeq and is a predicted model, not a curated record. NCBI's taxonomy places the organism in Eukaryota, Metazoa, Arthropoda, Malacostraca, Decapoda, Parastacidae.
AGUUUGCAAGUGUCAGUGUCCCUAAGGUGGUGUGGGAGGGUGGUGUGUACUGUAUGGAACUUCUCGCCCUCCUUGAGUUACUCUAUGUAAAUAUAUGUUUAGUUAAUUGUGUGUUAGUUAAUAGUGAAGGAUAAUUCAUGUUUGUGAGGUUCUAACCUAAUUUCUUGUACAAAAGAACUUAGCGUUUAACGCAAACUUUAUUUGGAAAAGUGAAAAGUUAACACAGUAUUGAAAAGUGCUUCAUCAUUGGGAGUGUGAUAGUGUGAAUAAGCUAGGUAGAACUGUGCAUGUUGCUGGGAAUUACACUCGUCAUUUCUCGCCCAAACAUUUCCUUGUCAUGGUGAGGCGGUGGUGGAAUAUGGUGAGUGUUCCCCAGUACCGUGUGUGGCCGCGGGCAGGUGCAGGGUACCGGUCCUAGCCAGGUGUACAAGCAUACCGCUACUCGCGGUGGUGAAGAGGCAGUCAUGUGGGGUGGUAACUCCCACUCGUGUGUAGCUCCCCCGUGAAGAGUGAGUGACGUGGGACACCCUCCAUGAUACACCCACCUGACCAUGGAGAAGGUUGAGAAAAAACUGACCAGGUUUCGCGCCACACUUAAAAAUAAAAGGAAGCUCUCGCUGCCCGUUUUCAUUAACCAGUUCCAGCAGCAGUGGGCGGAGCAACACGGAGGGGCAGCCAAUGGCAGUGCCGGAGGACUGGAGGUGGGCGUGGCCUCCUCCUCUGGCUCCUCCUUCGGCAGCCUCACCUCCAUCCCUCCUUCAGUGGACAAGGAUGCCCGUAGAGGCAUCUCUCCCACUAAUCUCAACUUGGCCUUCCAUCUUGAUUUCGGGAAGGAGCGGCUGUCAAGCUGCGGGGGAUCCCCGUACUCGACACUGAGCCGCACCAGCGUCAACAACAACAGUGGCCGCAGUCAUAUAUAUCACACUAACCUCAUCACCUCUGUGUCGUCCCCUGGUGGCACUACCCAAGUUGUGCCUGGCACCCCGCCCUACCCCACCGUGCACCUCAACCUCCCAGACGGAAGCUCCAGCAGACAAGAUUCGAAGUCAGACAGAAGUACAAAUGAUAAGGGCAGUCCGGGUCCUCCCACCUCACGACGCAACAGUAACACCCUCCGCCAGUGUGACUCCCUGGAGAAUGUCUGUGACACUAACUACGGCGACCAGCUAGAGAAUGGCCUUGGUGUGGCUACACAGCCGGUGGUGUCCAACGCCUUCUCUCUGCCACACAUCAACCAGCUGUCAGAUUAUGAAGACGACCACGUCCUCCACCACGAUCCCCCCGCCGAGAACGGACAUAGCCACAACGACAACACCACCACCACCUCCAAGCCAGCGAACAAAAGAUCUGACAAAACCAAGAAGACGAAGUUAAAGAGACGCCGAGCCUACUACCGCACUCCCAAAGAUGGUCGCAGCAAGAGCCUCACUCACAUCGACACGCUAGAAGACUCCAACAUGCUUCUCUCAGGGGAGGAGAUGGAGAGCAGGGAGGGUGCCACCGACAAACUAGGGGUGCCCGACCCUCACUCCCUGCGGCGCCGCAAACUCUCCCUGGCUACCAAGGUGUCAAGCUGCGAGUACAUGGUGCUGUUGCUGGAGUGCUUCGUCGACCCUGUGGAGGAGUUCGUGCAGGCUUCCAGGGGCACCACCCUGAGAGAUGUAUUGGAGCGGCGGGGUGUGGAGACGACGGGGAUACAAGUGUUUCCUGAUGGUUCGCGCACCCCGCUACCCCUCAACACUGACACCUAUGUACUGGGAGGCAAGACUCUCAGGGUCAGAGGUAGGUACCAAUGACUCCAUCCCCCUGGC